AUGAACAACGAAGUAAAACUUGUAAUCCAAAAGAUGGAGAAAAGCAAAGCUAUGGAACCAGACGGCUACCUGUUGAAGAUAUACCCAGAGACCACCGUGAACCAAUCUGCAAAAAACAAGGAGGAUCGUGAGACGCCUAUAAAUGAGAUUAAUACUUUCGAUUUGACGUCCAGCAUAAAAUCGAAAGAAGCCCAAGAUAAUUUGACUUCAUCAUCUAAUUGGGGCAUGACUUCUCUAUUCCCCAACGCAGUGGGAAUUGGAAAAGAUAUCCGCAUAUUUCCUUUCAAUUUAACUUCAACUCCAUGGCUGCUUAACACGAUUUUAUCAUCUCCUCUAAAAUCGACCAAGUCAUUGUCUGGUCCGGAGAACUUUGAAUCGAACACGAUUCUUAAGGAUAAGAAAGCGUUGCGAUUUCAAAAUGAUCACAAAAUAUCAAAUCCGAAUAAAAAUAGCUGGAAUUUCGGAGAAGAGUUGUUUGGCAGGAGCCAAAUUUUAAUGGACAGAGAAAUUGAGUAUAGUGAUUACGAUGGAUGGGUCAAUAAUUUAGCAACACCUUCGCUUGGAUCUUCAGGUUCCGAUUUGCUGAGACUAAGUCCUGCCUAUUAUUCGGGAGACGACGGCGUAUAUAAAAUCCCACAUUUUAUCAAGAAUCAGAACUUAUAUGAAAUAAGUUCGAAAAUAUUCUCUGGUCCCUCUGGUCUAAUUUCGAAAACCAACAAAACUGUCUUUUUCGUAUCCUUCACUGCCCACGUUAUUAACGAAAUUAUGAAUGCCCGGGAACCUGCUUGCCCUAGAGAAAUGAUCAAAGUUAAGAUGCCCAAUUCUGCGUCCCUUUAUGCUUGCUUGAAUAAUAGUAUGAAUAAUAGGGAUGAAUUUUAUACGAUAUAUAAAAGAGCCGCAUACAAUCCCUUAACUGGCAAAUCACCAAAUUCGCCUAGAAUACAAAUAAACAAAGUAACAUCGUUUUUGGAUGGUAGCUCAAUUUAUGGCGGAAGUAGGGCUUGGAGUCAAUUUGUAAGGUCUUUCGAAAAUGGUCAGCUUAAAAUAGCACCGAUUAAAAAAAUUAGAGCCUCCAUUGAAGAUUACGAAGACCCGAUAUCGAUAGGUAUGCAAUACCCUCAAUUCAAUAUAGAAGGGCUUCCGAUGAAAAAUAUUCCACCACCUUAUACUAAAUCUCCUAUGUCAUACCAACGGUUGUUGAUCUUUGGGGAUGAUCGCAAUAAUGAAUCACCUUUAUUACUGACAAUGGGAACGAUUUGGUUCCGUUGGCACAAUUAUCUCGCGAACUUGAUAUCGAUUCAACAUCCCGAAUGGUUGGAAGAAAAGAUUUUUAACGAGGCUAGAAAAUGGGUGGUAGCGAUCUAUCAAAAAAUCGUAUUUCAAGAUUGGCUACCAGAAUUACUAGGCAUAGAUAAAGAAAGUAUUCCAAAAUAUUCAGGGUAUAAAUCUCACAUAAACCCAUCUAUAAGCAUAGAGUUUGAAGCCUUGGCAUCUCAGUAUUAUGUAACAAUGAUUCCCUCUACCUUAUAUAUAGGAAAUUCUUCAAAUUGUCUUCCAAAAGAUAAAAAUAGUGAAAAUGGUGGAGCGUUAAGGCUAUGUAAUUCAUUUUGGUCUCCAGAAAAAUUCUUGAAACAUUCCUUGGAAGAAAUUAUUAACGGAAUGAUAACACAAUUAGCCGAACAAGAGGAUAAUAUCAUCGUACCUGAUAUGAAAGAGUUUUACUAUGGAAAAUUAAAUGGGCUCACCAGGAGUAAUUACAUUGUUGACAAUAUCGUCCAUUCGAUAGAUGUAGGAAUUCCAAAUUAUAACGAAGUUAGAGCUGCUCUUGGUUUUAAAAGAAUCAAAAGUUUUAAAGAUUACAAGAGAAAUAAUCCAACUUCAUUCCAAGAAAACAGGCAUUACAAUGAUUUGCUAAACCUUUAUGAUUCUGACAUUAAUAAUAUGGAUGCUUGGACAGGUGGGAUGUUAGAAACUAAAAAUGGCAAGCCAGGAGAAUUAUUUUCCCUAAUCAUAUUCAACGAAUUUAUUAGACUCAGGGAUGGUGACAGAUUUUGGUUCGAAAACUAUAACCAAAACGGUUUGUUUACAGAGAGUGAGGUUGAUUUGAUUAAGAACACAAGCUUAAAGUAUAUUGUUAGAAGUAUUACCGACAUUUCUGGAAAAAGAUUGCAAGAAAACCUAUUUGUUUUAACUGAUGGUGAUCCAUGUCCGCCAUUUCCAAAAUUUGACUAUAGUGAGCCAUGCUUUCCGAUGAUGAUAGUGGAUUAUUUUGAAGGGAGUGAAACAACAUUCAUAUUAUCUUUUCUCAUGAUAGUCAUUUUUAUCAUAAGUAUAAUAAGAACUAUACUUAUAUUAUGUGGUAAAUUAGUUGGUUUUACACGACCACGACCCUGGUUUUUGGUCGAAAAAAUGAACCAAAACCAAAGCAACCAAUUUGGUCGACCUGGUGUUAUGACAAUUAUGUUAAUAUGGGCCAAAAGUAAACAACAGGUGACACUUAAACUCAUGGAAUGUAGGCCAAAUUUUAAAUGCAAGGAUGCUAAUAUAACAGGCAUAAAAUUUUCCACAUCCGAGGAAUGGAUGAAAAAUGAUCAUUUUCAUCCCGUCGUUAUAUGCUUUAACCCUGAAAAGUUGACCAUGAAUAUAUAUAGCGAAAGGAAGGAACCAUAUUCAAGAGUCAUAAAAUUUCAACGAUUAACUUACAUAGAAAUUAUGUUACCUAAAGAACAAACCAAGAGACACCGUCUGUUUUUACUCAAAAUACCAAAUGAAUACGACCACAUAUUUCUGUUUAAAGAAGAAGCCUCUUACUUAAAUUUCAAGUACGAAAUUGAACAAUUUAUUAAAUCCGCCAAUGUUAAAGUCAAUUUUCGUGAGGUAAACAAGUACAAAGAUAUAUUCGCUAACGCCUUCACUAAGAGAGACCGAGAAAAGCAAUUGGAUUUGUUUUUUAAAACAGCCUUUUCAUUGGCAUUCGCAGAAAAUUUUAACAAUUUUAAAGUCUCAGACAAUGGUUACAGUAUAGCAAAUGAUGAUCUAAAAUACGACAAUACGACCACAAUGGACUCUAACAUUGGAUUUAAUUAUAUUUAUCAAAAAACCUACUUUCAUGUUUGGACUUUUGCAUUAAAUUCGUUCUAUAAACUUUUGAGUCGUUUUAAAUCAAAACCUAUAAACCAAUACGUGGCCGAUAAUAUGCUAGUCGGAUUUAAAAACGAUGACGAAAUUAAUGCCGUGAUCGAUAAAAAUGGUUUUAAUGGUACUACCUUUAAAAUGAUAGAUUUAGACAAAACGGGAAUUACUGUUAAUAAUAAUUCCAAUAAAAGCCUAAAAUUAUGGCAUCUAAACAACAAUAUAAUGAAGCUCACCAAUUGCGAAUUAACACGAUCAGAAUUCUCGGAAGCUCUAUCACUGAAAGAGGACUCUAUUUUCGUAGAAAAUAUGUUUGCUUUGGUAGACAAAGAUAAGAACGGUAGAAUAUCUUUCAAGGAAUUCCUCGAUUUUACAAUUAUAUUUUUCAAAGGAAGUGCUGACGAUAAAGCCAGAGUAAUAUUUGACAUGUACGAUUCGGAAAAACAGGGUUUUAUUUCCAAAGCCGAUUUCAUAGCUAUGCUCGAAUCUUUCGUUGAGGUAUCGGGUAUUAAAUUGAAUGGUCCAGAAUUAACCAGGGGUUUAGAAACUAUGCUGGACUCAGCCAACUUUAACGGGAAACAGAUAUUAUCAUUCCAAGAUUUUUUAAUAUUAUUGGGAGAUCAUAAGCACAACUUUGACGAAUUACAUAUUAACUGGGAAGGUAUAAAAGUUUGCAUCCCCAAGAAAAAGUGGAAAAAGAGAGAGUAUGGAGAAAAUUUCCCACUUAGAUCAAGAAGAACUAUAAUAAAGGGAUAUAAAAAAUCGAGCACUAACAAUGACAAUCAUAUUCAAAAAGGUAACAAGAAAAUAAGCAAUGAUAAUAUCAAAUUUAAUAAUUCCAUGAAUAAUAUCAUAAAACCAAAAGAUGUCGAUGCUACAAGUAACGUUGUAGACAAAACUAGACAUGCUAGUUACCCUAAUACAAAAGAAAUCAAUGAUUAUAAUUUUAACAUUACUAAAUUCACAGACAAGUACCAACCAGCACACGUUGCCACAUCUCCCUUGCGAUGCAUGCACAAAAGAUUUUCCAAACAGUUCAAUUGUAACAACUAUGAUGUAACCUUAAACAGUGAAAAUAAAUGUGCAUCCAACAAUAAUAGUCUUAACAACAUUCCAAAUGUUAAAAAAAAACGACUUAGCAUUAAAACUUACAGGCUCAACUUACCUCAAAGCAAAAUAGCGCAAUCAUUAUUCUUUUACAUAAGAUAUUUAGAGAAUUAUCGAUGGCAUGUUUUUUGGUUAUCAUUUUAUACUCUCAUUGUAUUGGGAAUAUUCUUAGACAAGGCCUAUUCCUACACUUUCGAGAAAGAACACACUGGUUUAAGAAGAAUCGUAGGGUAUGGAGGCGCGUUAUCUAGGGGUUCAGCGAGCGCAUUAAUGUUUUGUUAUUCCACUAUUUUGCUAACAAUGUGUAGAAACUUGAUAACAUUUUGCAGGGAAAUUUUUCUGAGACAUUUUAUUCCCUUCGAUGCCGCUUUACAAAUGCAUAAAUAUAUAGCCUUUUUAGGGAUAAUAUUUAGCUUUUUGCACGUGUUGGGGCACUUCUUAAAUUUUUAUCACCUCUCAACCCAAUCCCCAAAUGAUCAAUUGUGCAUGAUGAGAAGUUUUUAUCACUUAAGUGACGAAACCCCAAAGUUUCAUAAUUGGUUGUACGGAACAAUAACUGGCCUUUCUGGAAUACUUUUGAUUAUGGUAUUAACAAUCAUAUAUGUGUUCGCACUACCCUUCGCCCGGAGAUACCUCUUCAACAUGUUCUGGAAGACCCAUAAUUUAUAUGUUGUGUUUUACUUAUUAACCUUCAUUCACGGACUUGGAAUGAUGUUACAGAUGAGCAUAUUCUAUCUGUUCUUUCUAGGACCCAUGAUUAUAUUUAUUAUAGAUAAACUUGUUAGUUUAUCUCGGAAAAAGGCCGAAAUUCCUAUAAUCAGAGCUGAUAUUUUGCCAUCAAAUGUAACAAAUCUACUGUUCAAAAGACCUCCUAAUUUCGAGUACAAAUCAGGUCAAUGGGUAAGAAUAGCCUUAACCAGUCAGGGUUCUAACGAAUAUCAUCCUUUUACUCUUACCUCAGCUCCUCACGAGGAUAACCUUAGCCUUCACAUUCGAGCAGUUGGACCAUGGACCAAUAAUUUGAGGAGAACAUUUGACUCAAAUUUUCUAACCAUCAAUCCACAUCCUAAAAUAUUGCUAGAUGGCCCUUUUGGGGAAGGGCAUCAAGAUUGGGAUAGAUUUCAGGUGUCCGUAUUGAUAGGUGGUGGAAUAGGUGUUACUCCCUUUGCUUCCAUACUGAAGGAUAUCGUUCACAAAUCUAUUUGCAGAUCCAAGAUGAAAUGCCAAAAGGUAUAUUUCUUAUGGAUCACUCGUACCCAAAAACAAUUUGAAUGGUUGACCGAUAUAAUAAAAGAUGUAGAAGAGAAUGACGUCAAAAAUUUUGUAUCCGUAAAUAUAUUUAUCACGCAGCUAUAUCAAAAAUUUGAUCUGAGGACAGCGAUGCUAUAUAUAUGCGAAAGACAUUUUUACAAAGUGAAUGAUCGGAGUUUGUUCACGGGGCUCAAGGCUAUUACACAUUUUGGGCGACCAGAUUUCGUUUCGUUUUUUAUGAGCUUACAAGAGGAGCAUCCAGAUAUUUAUAAAUUUGGAGUGUUCAGUUGCGGACCCCCAGCGAUGACCCAUAACGUCGAAAAUGCUACUCAAGAAAUGAACAAAUUGAAUCAAAGCGCCUUUAUACACCAUUUCGAAAAUUUUUAGAUUAUUUAUGAAUAAUAAUAUUGUAAUAUAAAUUUUAAAAAAUUCUCACAAGAUAA
Molecule: messenger RNA, 5933 nt
Organism: Gordionus sp. m RMFG-2023
Lineage: Eukaryota; Metazoa; Nematomorpha; Gordioida; Chordodea; Parachordodidae
Product: dual oxidase 2-like
Exons: 31
Coding region: 1-5877 (1958 amino acids)
Biological process (GO): response to oxidative stress; defense response; superoxide anion generation
Cellular component (GO): plasma membrane; NADPH oxidase complex
Molecular function (GO): heme binding; calcium ion binding; superoxide-generating NAD(P)H oxidase activity
Source: RefSeq, a predicted model, not a curated record